AUGUUACACAUUUUGGAUGGGGGUGUCGGCGGCGUUUACUGUACGCUGAACGGGAGACAGCUCUUCAGUCGCGGUAAAGCUGCGUGUAGAUUCAAAUUAAAUGUGGAAUUUUCGCUAAAUCGCAUAAUGUACAACAGGGAAGUCAAAGGACGUGAUGUCCGGGAGCUCGGCAUGAUGUAUCUAGAGCGGUUGAGAUUGAUACAUGUCAACACUCUAAAUCGUCAUACGCUCACCAGGGUAUCUGCCGUGGAGAUGGUAGACGCCCUCAAACAGUUGGCGGAGCUGUUAAUUUGGGGAGCGAAGAGCGACUUCGAUGGGUUGUUCGAAUACUUCUGUGAAGAAAAUAUAAUGGAAUUCCUUACGAUAGAACUGCCAUGUACACCAGUGAGAAUAGUUCGGAUACAGUUGCUACAAACGAUGUCAAUGCUCAUCCACAAUGUAGAAAACGAAAGGAUGCGCUACUAUAUGCUCUCCAACAACUAUAUGAAUGCGCUCAUCACGCACCAUAAUAUGUAUACCGGGGGGGAUGUCAGCAGCUGGACCGUUUCCCUGCUUAAAACGUUGAGCGGGGUAGUCAACUCCACCACCAUUAAGUUCUUUUAUCAAGAGGGAAAUACAUCAUUCCCACUGUUAGAGGAGGCACUCAGGUUCCUCUCAAGCAGUGACAGUAUGAAAAGGGCACAUGUCAUGAACAUCGCUCUGAACAUUCUAAGAUUGAAUGAUCCAUCCGUGACGCAAUACGUUGUCCGCAAGUCGCGCAUACUGACACAGCUAACACUAUAUCUGCGAUAUAGCUGGAGAAGGCUUAACAGAAAUAUCAAAAAUGUAAAUAUGGAAUCGAUAGGACAGGCAGAGUCAAUUCUAUUGACACAAUGUGACGAUGUAUUCCAGUUUCUAAUGGAUAUAAUGGAUUUGGGUAUACAAGAAAUCAAUGAGGUAUUACUUCAACGCCUCUUCACCUUAUGUUUCUUCCCGCUCAUAGGGUCGAUAUUGCGUAACCUCGACACUGACGCGUCUCUUAUCGACGCAAUAGAUGUGCCUGCUGUGCCACAAUGCAGUUUUUAUCGCUCCACGUAUCAGAAAUUAAUGAUACAGAACGGGCUAGUUGGUAUAUACGCAAGUUACAAAAGCGAGUUGUUUGGUGGUAAUCAUUCACCCACUGACUUGGAAGAAGACCAUACAAGGACUCUCGGAGCGUCGAACGCUAAAGAUGACAAAGACUCACCAACUGCGUCACCCACACCUACGCCGAGGUCCAUCGCAGAGUUUCAAAAUCUCAACAUACCAGCGACAAUACUAGCAAACGAGUUGCUUCCUACAGUCUCCUACUAUCUGCUCGUAAUGCAUCUAUCCUCAGUAAGAAGGGAAGAUGUAAGGAGAUAUAUUCUACUGCUGACCCACUGCCCAUUUGCGCCACGCAAUAUAUUGGAAGAGAUACGUCAACUCACACCCUUAAGACAGCUUUCAUACAAUUCAGCUGUGACAGAUGAUUCGGGUGAUGAGAAUGCUGGUGAUGGAGAAGUGGAUGCUACAACAGCAUCGGUAUUUGAUUCUAUGAAGGCCUGGGAGCGACACGUUUUCGGUCAAAAUUCGUUCCAAAGGGAACUAAGCUGCAAUUCCGAUUGUGAUGCAGGGGGAACUCAAGUGGAAUAUGUGCUCAAUCUGGUAAUGGGCGAGUUCUUGAAAGUCGCUAUAUGUGAUCUUCCACGAUGUGAUAGCAGAAUCUCAAUGUUGUUGGCUAUGGUACACAGCCUUCAGAAUUCCUUCAUGAAACUCGCACCGAACCCCGAGUCCGCGGAUGACUUCCCAUUUGAACAAUUUAUGGCGGUACCCAUAACUACAAAUGGACUCCACGUGGUUUCACAGGUGUUGAAUGCGGUAGCGCGGCAACUCUCCUCGCCAACACUACGUAUACAGGCUCUGAAUCUGGCACUGUGUAUCAUACGAAACAGCGCUGAUAUAGUGCGACGAUAUGAUCCACGGGAGUUACAUUCAUUUCUGGAAGAGGUCAAGUUCCACUUGGAAGUUGCGUAUAACAACCUCACCAUGCUGAUAAACAGCGAAUUGGAGCAAUGUGCCCCUCAUCACGUUGUAAUAUUUUACGACGAGUGGUUGAGGAUGGAAGCUGUGCCUAGCAGGCGCGUAGACAUACUCGAGUACCCACAGCUUCUACUAGGUCCAGAAAAAUAUGACCCUUUUUUGCGCCAAACUACUCACAAUGAUCUACCCAGGUCACAAAGUGCCGUGUCAGUAAAAGGCGAUGUGGGUGAUCACUCACAGACGCCGUCAACGACCGAUAAUGUCGAGGUAAAAACUGACGUCGAUGAGACAUUGAUGAAUGCUGGAAUCACAAAUCGCACUCCCAUGGGUCUUUGGCUAUUUGGUAAUCAUGGCCCAUCAAGCUCAACGGUUGACACCGGAGAGCCUCCCCUAGACGAAAAAAUCGCAACGGUCCAGCAGCAGAAAUCCACAUCGCGUACGGACGACUCUUGGGGAGUACUGCUGGAACGGAUGACGUUAUUCCGUCGUCAUAUACAGGCAGCCUUACUGGUUAGGAGUGUACUGCAAGAACUUGAAUCGUGGGAUCUGAUGGUUGACAGUAUUACGGUACCACGAAAAGCACGACUAGACAUAGGGUUCAACCAAUGCCCGCUUUUACAGGAUCAACAACUUGCAAUCAAUGGCACGCCGAUCGUUCUAGGAGCGCACUUCACGCUCGAGAAUGUCCACAAAUACCCGUGCAUUAUGAUAGUUAACUCUGAGAGGAAAAGGCGGUACGUUGUUUGCAGCGAUGCUUUCUUCCUGUUAAUGCGUCGAACGCAAGAACCCGGAACAUUCGAAACGACGUAA
Molecule: messenger RNA, 2850 nt
Organism: Babesia sp. Xinjiang
Lineage: Eukaryota; Apicomplexa; Aconoidasida; Piroplasmida; Babesiidae
Product: Protein CLEC16A -like protein
Exons: 5
Coding region: 1-2850 (949 amino acids)
Biological process (GO): endosome to lysosome transport; regulation of autophagosome maturation; endosomal transport
Cellular component (GO): endolysosome membrane; late endosome
Source: RefSeq, a predicted model, not a curated record